Molecule: messenger RNA, 2531 nt
Organism: Acomys russatus (golden spiny mouse)
Lineage: Eukaryota; Metazoa; Chordata; Mammalia; Rodentia; Muridae
Gene: Pwwp3a
Product: PWWP domain containing 3A, DNA repair factor
Exons: 14
Coding region: 131-2200 (689 amino acids)
Biological process (GO): DNA repair; chromatin organization
Cellular component (GO): cytosol; nucleus
Molecular function (GO): nucleosome binding
Source: RefSeq, a predicted model, not a curated record
CGGCGCCGCUGUGAGGCAGGCCCCGCCUCCGGCCCGCGGGGAUCUGCGCGGCGGCGGAGGCGGGACCUCUGGCGUCAGGCCCUGUGCCACCGUGAGCCCUGAGACUCCCUUCCUGCCACUGUUCUGAGUCAUGACGGAUGCCAAGUAUGUCCUCUGCCGAUGGGAGAAGCGACUGUGGCCUGCGAAGGUUUUGGCCCGAACUGAGGUGUCAGCGAAAAACAAGAGAAAAAAAGAAUUUUUUCUAGAUGUUCAAAUACUCUCCCUAAAGGAAAAGAUCCAGGUUAAGAGUUCCGCUGUGGAGGCGCUGCAGAAAUCGCACAUUGAGAACAUUGCCGCUUUCCUGGCCUCUCACAGUACAGUCACGGGGGUUGCUCCCCUGGAGGAGCUAACGUACCGACGCUCCCUGCGAGUGGCCCUGGACCUCCUGAAUGAGAGGGCCAGUUCGAGUCCUGAACGCCAUCUGACAGAAGAUGGGACCGCACCGUCUGAGCAGCCACACACAGAUGGGGCCUCGCAGGCCUCCAGCGCUCCCUCCCCAUCGAUUCUCAGCGAAGACUGUGAAGAUUUAGCGGCCCAGUGUGCACCCAAGAGCAGGUGGGAGUGUGCACCACAGAGCCUGCCGGGCUUGUCUGCUGUUGAAGAGGAUCCCAGCUGCAGAGUGGACCAGAAGACAGGCCUCUCAAAGAACGGAGCCCCGAGAGCUGGGGUGCCUUCCCCCACUGGAGGCGAGUCCCCCAAUGGUCCCGGGCCACAGCUGGACCAUGGACAGGAGGACACAACCAGUAAGAGGCAGAGAAGUUUGGGAGAGAGACCUCCCCGGCGCCGAAGAGUGGAGUCUCGCCUUUCUGAGGAAGAGGGUGUUGCAGAGAGCGGGGAGCAGGCCCGCUGCCAUGGGAGCCCAGCUUCACCUCAGCUGUCCUCGCAAAUCCAGGAGGAGGAGGAGGGCACUGGGGUCAAAGGCUGUGACCCGGCCAUGUCAUCAGGCAGCAACGGGCUGCCCCCGGCCUCUGAGAGAGGGAGAGGGCACCCCACAAAGAGGCCACGCUUGGAUGGAAGCCAGAACCCACCCCCUAGGCAGCUGGGGAUGAGGACUGUGGGGGCAGGGCCCUCCCCUCAUAGCUGCCCUGGGGAGGUUAUGAUGCUGCACAGCACUGGAGAUGGUGACAAACCAGAGGAAGAUCCUAUGUCCUCGGAAGAGUCCACAGGCUACAAGUCCAUCCACUCUCUGCUGGAGGAGGAGGAGGAAGAGGAGGAGCCACCCCGGAUCCUUCUGUAUCACGAACCACGAUCAUUUGAAGUAGGAAUGCUGGUCUGGCUUAAAUACCAAAAGUACCCGUUCUGGCCUGCUGUGGUCAAGAGUGUCCGGCGGAGAGACAAGAAAGCCAGCGUGCUCUUCAUUGAGGGCAACAUGAACCCCAAGGGCCGAGGAAUCACCGUGUCGCUGCGAAGGCUCAAGCACUUUGACUGCAAGGAAAAGCACGCCCUGCUGGAUAGAGCCAAGGAGGACUUUGCGCAGGCCAUCGGCUGGUGUGUCUCACUUAUCACCGACUACCGUGUGCGGCUCGGCUGUGGCUCGUUCGCUGGGUCUUUCUUGGAAUAUUAUGCUGCUGACAUCAGCUACCCUGUGCGCAAGUCUAUCCAACAGGACGUCCUGGGGACCAGGUUUCCCCAGCUGGGCACAGGGGACCCUGAGGUGCCUGUAGGGGACAGCCAGCCCGGCCAGUGGCGGCCGUGCAGGAAGGUGCUGCCCGACCGCUCCAGGGCUGCGAGGGACAGAGCCAACCAGAAGCUGGUGGAGUACAUUGUGAAGGCCAAGGGCGCGGAGAGCCACCUGCGGGCGAUCCUACACAGCCGCAAGCCCUCUCGCUGGCUGAAGACGUUCCUGAGCUCCGGCCAGUGUGUGACAUGUGUGGAGACAUACCUAGAGGACGAGGCACAGCUGGACCAGGUGGUGGAGUACCUGCAGGGCGUCUGCCGGGAUGUGGGCGGCAAAGGGCCUGCUUGUGGCAGCGGGGACCGCAUCCGCUUCAUCCUGGACGUGCUGCUGCCCGAGGCAAUCAUCUGCGCCAUUGCUGCAGUGGAGUCGGUGGACUACAGGACGGCAGAGCAGAAGUACAUCCGGGGCCCGACGCUCAGCUACCGGGAAAAGGAACUCUUUGACAACGAGCUCCUGGAGGAGAGGAGCCGGCGCCGGCGCUGAUGCCGCUGGAUGCUGCUGCGAGAGUGCCGCCGGGAGCCGCAGGCCCUGAGCCCUGAGCCUGGAGAAGCCGCUGGCAGCUGUGGGCAGCCGCUUCCUGGAAGUUGCUGUGCGUGUGUGCCCAUGUGUGUUUGGUUUUUUAAUUUUUGUAAUGUUUUGUUUAUAAAUGCGUUUGAAUGCAUAUAUGUCAUGGUCACUGCGCAGUGUGGCUGGCAUGUGCUCCUGUUUCACGUUGCUUAGUGUGUCAGCCCUACAGAAGCUCCUGGAAAGACUGAUUUGAACACAGCUCCUAGAGCAUUGACACAUCUCCCUGGCAGUGUUGUGCUUAUUUCUU